Papaver somniferum (opium poppy) is the source of this 1395-nucleotide messenger RNA. RefSeq lists its product as uncharacterized. Gene Ontology annotation, cellular component: catalytic step 2 spliceosome. Gene Ontology annotation, molecular function: mRNA binding. NCBI's taxonomy places the organism in Eukaryota, Viridiplantae, Streptophyta, Magnoliopsida, Ranunculales, Papaveraceae. Gene Ontology annotation, biological process: mRNA splicing, via spliceosome. Bases 850 to 1224 code for a protein of 124 amino acids. The transcript is spliced from 2 exons. The record is from RefSeq and is a predicted model, not a curated record.
UUGAUAAUGAUCGAGGUGGUGGUGAUUAGGGCUUGGAGGAGUUGGGGGUAUUGAUUGAAGGAAUCAAUUCAAGCUACGGGAAAGGAUAAUCAGUGAUUUAUGGAAGCGUUUUGAACAGAUAUUGCAAAUGGGGAAGGAACCGAGUCGAUGUUGAUGUGUUGGGUUCAGUUUGAUUAUAAAGAUGAAGAAGGAAGUGAGGAAAGAUUGAGAAGUUAUCUGCUGCCAAGAACAAGGAUUAAGCUUAAUGGGUUCUGAUUACAAUUGCAGGGAAGAACUAGUGGUGUCGUAUGGAGUUGAGUUGUGGUUUUGGUACGAGUUAGUGAUGGAAGACUUAGAUGGUAAAGAUUAAUGGAGAUUCAGGGUUUGAGAUGGAAUCAGAGAAUGUUGUUUUACGAAUUGAGUUCUGAUGCCAUUAACUGAAUAUGGGGAUGAAUGUAACUGUAGAUGGAUUUGUGUAAUGAGCUGAGAGGAGAAAUUCAGAAGUUUGAGUCUGGUGGUCGAAAAAAUGGAGUCUGAGGUGGGUUGAAUUCUAUUUCAGAGAUAAAGAAGAGAUGAUAAUGAGAACUCGAGUUGAUUUUGGGUUUUGGAAGAAUCUUUAUGGUGAUGGUUCUCAUUUUAAUGGAGUUUUGUUGUUUGAGAUGUUGUUGUAUGAGUCAAGAUAUGAAGUUGCAGCUGAAAUGGAAAUGGUGCAGUUUCGAUGGCUUGAGAAUGCCGAUAUUGAUGAGCAAUUGCAGGUGUUUCCUGGAGUUGUAUUUAGUGGAAAAUGGUUUGCAGAAAGGAUGGUUGCAGCUGCGGGUUCUAGUGGUGUUGAGGUACAGGUGGUAUGAACUAUAAACUGAGUUUUUGGUGAUGGAUGGUGGAUCUGAGCUGCUGCUACUGGUGAUUGAAAAGGGUGGUGAAAUUGCAGUUGAUAGUCCUCAAUCUAAACAGAGAAAGAGAAAACUCGAGAAAAAGAUUGAGCGGCAAGAGGACAAGGCUAAUGAUGUUGAUAUGGAUGAUGUUAAUAAUCCUGCGUCGGAGAACUGGUUAAAGAAGAAUAGACAGAGUCCUUGGGCUGGGAAGAAACAAGGGGUAGAGGUUGAACUUACAGAGGAGCAAAAGAAGUAUGCUGAAGAGUAUGCCGUGAAAAAGGCUGAGAAGGAGAAGGGAAGUGGUGAUAAUGAAGGGGAAGUUGUGGCUGAGAAGAGUACAUUUCAUGGGAAAGAAGAGAAAGAUUAUCCUUGAAGUUGUUAUAAAUGAAAUUGUAGAUGCAAAAAACACCAUUGAAAUUGUGAGGUGCAGUAAGUUAUUUGAAUUUGUAGAGAUUUUCAAGUUUCUAUUGAGUUCGAAAUUUUAGUAUAAUCUAUUGUUGUAUGUUAAAUGUCCUUGAAUUCUAUUUUUAUGAAUUCAGUUUUG